GUUGGUUCUAUUCUACGAGAGAGACUUCAUCCUGAGAACUCCCCAAAUUCCAAACAAUAAAAAACAAGAGCCUCUCUAUUUCUCUACCAAAAUGGCACUCUCUUUGCCCUUACCAAAACCCCAGCAACAGCAACAGCAAACCACCACCACCACUGAGGGUGAGAUCCAAGAAAUCGACAUUUUCCAUCAAUUCGACGUCGUAUCUGACUCGUCAGAUCACCACUAUCUCGUAAACAACAUCGACAACGACAGCAGCAGCAGCAGCAGCAGCAGCAAAAAAACCAAAGACGGUGGAGGAGAUUCUUUAACAAAUAUCUCAAGUGGGGUCUACAAGAAGAUCAUGCAAGAAUGGAAAAUCCUCGAAAAACACCUCCCUGAUUCAAUCUACGUUCGUGCGCACGAGAAUCGUAUCGAUCUCUUAAGAGCAGUAAUCAUAGGAGUCGCAGGUACACCAUACCAUGAUGGACUUUAUUUCUUUGACAUUGCUUUCCCACCAGAUUACCCAGCCCGCCCCCCUCUGGUUUAUUACAGAUCAUUCGGGUUACGAAUCAACCCGAAUUUAUAUGCAAAUGGGCGGGUGUGUUUAAGUUUACUGAACACUUGGCCCGGUAGAAAAAGUGAGAAAUGGAACUCCAGCGAAUCCACAGUACUUCAAGUUCUGGUCUCCAUCCAAGCCCUUGUUUUGAAUGAGAAACCAUAUUACAACGAACCGGGUAAUGGGGUGUUACCGGGUCGGGCCAUAUGGGAGAAGAAAUCAAAUGCUUAUAGUGAGAAUGUUUUUUUCUUGUCUUGCAAGACGAUGUUGUUUUUAUUACGUAGGCCGCCAAAGAAUUUCGAGGGUUUUGUUGCUAGCCAUUUUAGAGAGAAGGCAAGUGUUAUAUUAUCAGCUUGUAAUGCUUAUAUUAAUGGUCAAACUAGAGUUGGGUAUUAUAGAAAUGACGGGUCAUGUUCAAGUGGUAAUUCAUCAACUGUUGAUGUCUCGGAUAAAUUUAAAGGGUUGAUGGGUCAAUUAUAUCCAGAAUUGCUUUUGGGUUUCAAGAGAAAUGGAGCGUCUUUGGGGAAUUUUGUGGAGCCGUCGGUGCAGCCGGUCGAGAUGAAAACGAGGUCGUUUAAGGGGAAAGCAGUGAUUCAAAGUAAGAAGAGUGGAUUUGCAAGGACGGUGUUUGCGAAAUUAAAGAGAGUUUUGGGGUUAAAGAAGAUGAAUAAGAGUGGCAAAAGCGGGGUCAAAAAGAAGGGUUUUUGACGGAGGAUUCUUGAUUUGUUGAUUUAUCAAGGUACUUUUAGAACUUGUUUUUAGAAUCUUUUACGAUGAUGAUCAUGACCAUUCAAUACUGUUAUCGCUAAUAUCAAGUUUUGAAUCCUGUACUG
Messenger RNA from Populus nigra (black poplar), 1368 nucleotides. RefSeq names its product putative ubiquitin-conjugating enzyme E2 38. Gene Ontology annotation, molecular function: ubiquitin conjugating enzyme activity. NCBI's taxonomy places the organism in Eukaryota, Viridiplantae, Streptophyta, Magnoliopsida, Malpighiales, Salicaceae. The record is from RefSeq and is a predicted model, not a curated record. The transcript has a single exon. The coding region runs from base 92 to 1243 and encodes 383 amino acids.